This is a messenger RNA of Porites lobata, 5968 nucleotides long. The record is from the annotation of a GenBank genome assembly. NCBI's taxonomy places the organism in Eukaryota, Metazoa, Cnidaria, Anthozoa, Scleractinia, Poritidae.
AUGAGCGGGGAUUAUCUCUAUUUGACAUACCUGACCCUUUAUCUUGUUACUGCUUGCCUAUGGAAGUCAGACACCUUGGGAGCGACGCAUUGGAUUUUAAACGAAAGAGAAGGAGUCGUGCGGGUUAGCAGUAACUCCGAUAUACUGAAGUCUGAUCCAGUUCUAUCCAUUCUGACGAAGACGUACCCUCCUAAGACGGGAAACAGUAGAAAAACAAACUGUGACCAGUGUAGCAAGGGCAGAUCCCAUGGACUGAGGUAAGAAUGUUAUUGAAACCUUCGAAGAUAGCAGGCUUUUAAUUAAGGAUUGUCAAUUUCGUUUGUUUUGACUUGCGGUAAGUCUGUGUAGUAGUUGUGUUGUAGCGUGCGUUGGAAAACAACUCGUGCCUGUUUGUCGUGCUGAGUCUUCCUUUCCAAACAACGUUUAGAGAAACAAUUUAGGGUGCAUGUGAAAAGGGUUUUUUUUAUACAGUCUUACAACAGUAACUCACGGCGAGCACAUGACAUUUGCAUCUAAAGUACUGUGAAAAGUACCAAUAAGAAAACAAAGUUGAUAGUUGCUCAAGUUCCAAGGGAAGGAUUAACUUUUUCGUUAACUUAACGUUCAGGAACGGCGUUUAAUUUUAUAUUUAUGUGUUCAUUUGUUUUUCGAUGACACGGAGGUGUUUGAGAGGAUUCGAUCCUACCCGAAAAUCAGUCGAUUUAAGAACUUGUAUUCGUACAUGCACCGAUGAAAAUGCAAUGUUCACGUGUUAACUUGAACAUGGCGUUCUUUUUCGAAGUUUUGUUUUCAAAGUAGCAUAAGAUGAAUGUUUUAAACUGAUCAAGUUUUGUUCUGUGCUUAAGUGUUUAUCUAAUACCAAAUUCCAAAUUCUGCUAUCUGAUCGACAAUAAUACAGGUGUACAAGCGUGGCUGUGGUCUGUUAGUAAUUUGGAGUUGUGAUCAGAGGUUUAUUGCUUCAUAACACUUCUGCUUUGGGAAAUAAAAUCUCAUAGCUGAGGUCACCAGAGCCUUUACGUCUUCGGCGAGAGUUGGAGUUUAUGCACCUGUAAACUGCCAAUUUUGUGCAAGUUCCUGCUGCACUUCUUUUCUAACCGUUAACAAUCCCAACAAAACCGCUACGGAUGAUAAUGAUUUUUCAACAAGAACGGUUGACAAAAGAAGCCAAUAUAAGUUAUUUUUUUAAACUACACGCUUACUUAUAACAAGUAAGCAUGUAGUAUAUUUUUACCUCUUUUUAAAAAAUUGUUAUGUGGAGUUUACUUUUUGAAUCGUCAUUUCUUUAGUCAAACCAAUUUGUCCUGAAUCAAUCUGAAAGGUACCAAAAUAUACAUUGCAGUGGUAACCAACAAAUGGUUAACCUAGUUUGUUUUCUUUUGUUUUAAAGGGAAGGUAUUGUUAUUUAUUUGGGUAGUGGGAAGUUUUAUCUUCUUGCCAAAAGAACAAUCCUAAUGGCUCAGUCAAUUCCAGGCAUGCCCAUAUCUCCGCCGCUAACUUCUGUCAAGUGCUGUGUGUUCCCGCGGUGGGGCAUUUAGCAUCCAAUACUGCAAUAAUAAUGUGUGCAGGUGGUUCAGGACGAGGACAGGAAGGUUCCCAAUUAAAGUUGACGCCCAACCAAAAAAGAAAUAAAUUGGUACAAAUCACAUACAACAAUAUAAAAUUGUAUGAAAAUAAAGCUUUUUGGAGCAUAGUAAAAGUAUAAGACCAGAUAGGUCUAGGAGAACUAUAUGGAUAAAAGAGGGUGUUUCUUGGUGUUGCGGAAACCAUUGUUGGUUUACUUCUGUGUUUUGCUGUGGCUAUUGUUCAGUGACUUUUCAAUCUUUUGUAUGACAUCAUUUUGGGGAUUGCAUUUGUCCACAACACCAACAAACUACGAUAAAGGCACAUUAUGUGGAUUUUUAUAAAGUAACUAAGAUAUUACGUGUGCUUUGAUUGGCCGAGAGGCAUGUUUGCAUGAGAGUACAGUGGAACCUGGAUUUAAUGAACCUGUAUAUAACAAAGUCCUUGGUAUAACGAAGGAUUUUCUUCAGCCUGGCCAAAAUUACAGUAAAGUGUAUGGAGCAGAACCUCUAUUUAACAAACUUCGAUUUAACGAAAUCCUUGUUAUAACGAACACAGUGCACAAGCCCAAGUGUAAAAUAUACCUUGAUAUAACGAGUAAAUGUCAGCAUGUGACAAAAGAUGGAAGCCAAACAGACCAGCAAGGAUAAAAUUUAUGUGUACAGUAGUUUUAAGCAGUUCUGUUUGCCUGUUCUUGAGCUUCCGGUGCUGCAGCUAUGUAUAGCUUGGUACUGAAAUGUUAUUACGGUAAUAUUUCAGAUCCAGAAAUGCUGGGUUUUGUAAAUUAAUUACUAACUAUACCUUGAUAUAAGGAACACUUGGUAGUUUUCUGGAAAUUUGUAAAAUGGAGGUGUGCAAUAUAACAAACCCUCGAUAUAACAAACCAAUUUCCCCAGUCCCUUGGCACUUCGUUAAAUCAAGAUUCCACUGUAUGUAAACCAACAUUUCCAAAUUCCAAUUUGACCAGGAAUCAGGUAGACAAAGAACCACUUGUGGAUGUGCUACCUCCAAAUCAUUAUUUAUUUAUUUAUUUACAUGGUUGUGACGUCAAGAUGUUGUGCUUUUCGCAUGCUAAUCAUGCAAGCACGAAUUUGAAAAAGGUUUUGAGGUGAAAACUCGACAAGAUCUUUAAGAUUCUGCAUAAGUUUUUACUCAUGAAUUCACCCAUCAAAACCUUGACCAAUCUGAGACUAGAUUGGUCCUGGAGCAUAACCAAAAACGUGACCAAAAACUUGACCAAGCUAAAAGCACAUCCUUAAAACUUUAUAAGGUUUUUGUCAUAAGUCAAACAAACAAAUGAGAUUCAAGAUCUUUACAUUGCCUCCAUUGGUCGCCUGCAGGUGAACUGGUUAAUGUUUAGCCAAGAAAAACAGCUUGGUCAACUUAGUACCUCCCUGCCAGUCCAUACGGACAUACGGGUGUACGCUGAUGUCAUAACCAAAUUUUCUUGCAUCAAUAGGUUUCCGUUUUCUAUAGCAAUGGAGGCUCCACCGCACACGCAAAGCAUGCGGGAAGGCUCCGCUACAAAAUGUGUAGUCAGAUCAUUUUAUAACCUGAAAUACAUGUAUAACCAUCGUUGACCAAGUGUUUGGUCAAGAUGGCUGUGUACUGGCCAAGUUGUUUGUUGCAUUUUUGAAAAAGAAUAUGUAUGGACUGAGACAAAGUGGAGGGCAAUAAAAAUGCAAAAAAGGAGGAGGUCAAUAUUUAGCCAUCUUGACUGAAUAAGGUUUGUGAAAGUUUAACCAAGGGGCAAAACAAUGCUUCAGUCAAAUCGCAAAUGUAGUGUUUCAGUAAUUGCUGGAAAACUGAUUGAUAUUCAUUAAUGAUUAGACUGAGAAAACGGCCAGCAUUCUGUGACACCAUUACUGGUUUGCUUGCAAAAUGAUGUCUAAGAAACAAGAGCAGAAAUUCCUUACCAAUGAUGCAUCAGAUCUGGGUAGUGUUUCUGAUUGGUUGAAUCAAAUUUCACACAUGGCACAACCAAUCAGAAGCACUACUCAGAUCUUGGUAGUGAGGGGUUGUCAGUAUGGAAUUUCUGCACUCAUUUCUCAGACAUCAUUUCUCAGGGAAACCAGUGGUGGUGUUGGAGAAUUUCAGCUGUUUUCUCAGGCUAGUUAAUGAUGUGAGUUUUUUAAGAGAUAUUAUGCACAGUUCUAUUUUUGCAUUUCAUUGCUUUUCCUCAAACAGCCCUGUAGUUGGUGCAGUUGGUCCAACAUCAUUAGAACUAUUUCCAGCACCACAGUUAACUUGUGGUACCCCAGUGAAUGAGACAUUCUAUGAUCACUUGGAAGGUAUAGCAAACCGUGAGUACCAUCCAACUUUUGUGGAGCCAGAUGUAGCUUUGAUUUUUAAGAAGAAUGAUGUUGAAGAUAUUGAUCUGGGACUUAUUGAGUCGAACUUAAAAAGAGCUAUUGAAGAGGUAGGUUGAGUAAAUUCUACAGCGUGAAGAAAGUAAAAGUAUAGGCUAAUGACCAACUUGUUUGCAGCUGUGUUUUAAUUGUUUUUUCUCCAGGAUUAAGAACCCAUUUUAAGAACCUAAAUAGCCUAAAAUUCUGUUAACUACCAUUUAUAUAAGAACCUGUUUAGGCUAACUCCUAAAAAUGUAGGUUCUUAGUUGGGGGUUUUUACUGUGCAACAAUCAAAGAUUUUCUGACCAUUUUGGUCUUAAUAAAAGAAUAAAGAUGUUCGUAAAACUCUUCAUGCAUGUACGUCUUAGAUGCCUUGAUUUGUGCUCGUUUUCAUUUCUCAUGUAUCACCUUUGAUUUGUACAAUUAAAAUUCAUCACCCAUUUUACACACAACAGAUCAGCCUUUCACUGUACUGAAUUGAGUAAGCUGGUCUUUGUUGCGUGUGUGCUGCACAUUGUUAGGGUACAGUUUAGAACCCAGGCCUAAUAGCCAUGUGCUUGGUAUGGUGGGUUUAUGAACUUUUUUGAAGGAAACUUAAGGUGGAUGUUAGCAAUGUGUACAACAGAACAUAAAUGUUGAAAACUACCUGUAUGCCUGAAAGAAGCCUCUGCCAGCAGGGUACAUAAAGAAAAGAGAUGGAAAUUUAAAUUAGAAACAUCCACUUGUAAAUUUAGGUUUUGCAGAGAAAAGUCCCACAGUGUUUUGCCUUAUCAUUAUGGUGACUACAGUGUAGAUGUCAGGUUGAUACAUCUGUUUUUUGUAUGUUAUUAUAAAAUGAUGAUACUGUCUUCGGUGUAAUGAUAAAACCAAACUACCUAGCUAUUAUGCUUGGACUUUUCAUAUAACCACCCAUUAAUCCAUCAACAUCACUUGUUUUAACCCAAAUGAAAGGCAAACCAUUUUGUUAUUUUCACAAACUAACCUCUGUCCAGGACAUUUUAGCUUAAACUGUGUGUUUUGAUUUCAUUUAUAGAGUCCAAACUCAGUGGUGGUAUGUAAUCACAUUGGAAAUUUCUGGAGAAUAAGAGGAAGUACUUAUCACUCCAUAGAGUGUUUCAGAAGAGCUUUGUACUUCUCACCAAAUGAUGCAGAUGCCCUUCUCAAUCUUGCAAAGGUUUUAUUUAAUUUAAACUUUGUACAGGAUGCUGCCUACUUAGCUCGAAGAUCUUUAGAAAUGCAGCCAUCUGAACACAACUGUUGGUUGCAGCAUUUCACUCUUGGUGAAAUAUUGAGAGCUGCUGGAGAUCUAGAAGAAGCUGGCAUCCAUUUUAGACAUGCUCUUGACCUGAAUCCAGCAUUUGAACUGGCAGAGGUGCAUCUCCGUGAGAUUGGAUCACCAUCAACUUCACCCACAAAUACAUAUACUUUCUUAAUCAUUGGUUUACUGGUUGUCGUUGUCUUGGCCACUGUCUACUUUAUGACAUUGACAAGCGAAAGUCGUGGAAUGAAAAGUAGUCGAAUGUCACUUUGGGUUGAAGGAAAAAGGCCAAAAAAGAGACCAGUUUCAUGAAGUGUGUUGUAUUUAAUGUUAAAUUAAGAAAGCUAGAUACUUGAUGGGAAUCGCCAUUAAUGUGCAGCAAUUUUCAACUGAAGUCUUUUUUAAGAGAAACAUAUGCUGGUCAAUGCAUGUCAUGAAAAUGUUUUACAUUUUUUGUUGGUCAGAGGCUGCACUCUUUUAUAGAAAUUUGAUAUUCAGAUAUUUGCUUGCAAAUUAGCUGUUUUUAAUUAAACAAUUUCCUCAACAGACUUUGUUGUUAAAUAUUUAUUGUCUUGUUGUCGAUUCUGAUCACCAUGACUGACCCAGCACUGGCCUUUGACCAUUUUCAUCACCAAGGGAAAGAAGAAAAAAUUGGUGACUACAGUGGAAAUUAUCAAUUUGGCGACUUGUGUUUCAUGGUAAUGCAGCAGAGAUGUGGUGACUUCAAUAGUUUAAGUGUUUAUGGUCUUUCCUAAGGUGGCUGAAUUGGAUUUUUCAGGGCCAAUAUCUCCUAAGUUUGAGC